AUGGCGAUCGAUUUUGAAUUUUUAGUUUUUUCAAUAGAUGUUUAUAAUGGUCGCAGAUGUAAGCACCCGGGCUGCCCCUGGGCGUUCCGCACGGCGUCGAAGCUGCUGCGUCACGCGCGGAGACACACGGGGGAGAGGAGGCACGCCUGCGCCUGCGGCCGAGCCUUCCGCAGGAGGGAACACCUGCGCGAGCAUCAGGCCCGGCACCGCCGCGGCACGGAGGAGGCACGCCUGCGCCUGCGGCCGAGCCUUCCGCAGGAGGGAACACCUGCGCGAGCAUCAGGCCCGGCACCGCCGCGGCACGGGUAUGUGGCACGCCUAAUAGUGUCGGAGACACACGGGGGAGAGGAGGCACGCCUGCGCCUGCGGCCGAGCCUUCCGCAGGAGGGAACACCUGCGCGAGCAUCAGGCCCGGCACCGCCGCGGCACGGGUAUGUGGCACGCCUAAUAGUGUCGGAGACACACGGGGGAGAGGAGGCACGCCUGCGCCUGCGGCCGAGCCUUCCGCAGGAGGGAACACCUGCGCGAGCAUCAGGCCCGGCACCGCCGCGGCACGGGUAUGUGGCACGCCUAAUAGUGUCGGAGACACACGGGGGAGAGGAGGCACGCCUGCGCCUGCGGCCGAGCCUUCCGCAGGAGGGAACACCUGCGCGAGCAUCAGGCCCGGCACCGCCGCGGCACGGGUAUGUGGCACGCCUAAUAGUGUCGGAGACACACGGGGGAGAGGAGGCACGCCUGCGCCUGCGGCCGAGCCUUCCGCAGGAGGGAACACCUGCGCGAGCAUCAGGCCCGGCACCGCCGCGGCACGGGUAUGUGGCACGCCUAAUAGUGUCGGAGACACACGGGGGAGAGGAGGCACGCCUGCGCCUGCGGCCGAGCCUUCCGCAGGAGGGAACACCUGCGCGAGCAUCAGGCCCGGCACCGCCGCGGCACGGGUAUGUGGCACGCCUAAUAGUGUCGGAGACACACGGGGGAGAGGAGGCACGCCUGCGCCUGCGGCCGAGCCUUCCGCAGGAGGGAACACCUGCGCGAGCAUCAGGCCCGGCACCGCCGCGGCACGGGUAUGUGGCACGCCUAAUAGUGUCGGAGACACACGGGGGAGAGGAGGCACGCCUGCGCCUGCGGCCGAGCCUUCCGCAGGAGGGAACACCUGCGCGAGCAUCAGGCCCGGCACCGCCGCGGCACGGGUAUGUGGCACGCCUAAUAGUGUCGGAGACACACGGGGGAGAGGAGGCACGCCUGCGCCUGCGGCCGAGCCUUCCGCAGGAGGGAACACCUGCGCGAGCAUCAGGCCCGGCACCGCCGCGGCACGGGUAUGUGGCACGCCUAAUAGUGUCGGAGACACACGGGGGAGAGGAGGCACGCCUGCGCCUGCGGCCGAGCCUUCCGCAGGAGGGAACACCUGCGCGAGCAUCAGGCCCGGCACCGCCGCGGCACGGGUAUGUGGCACGCCUAAUAGUGUCGGAGACACACGGGGGAGAGGAGGCACGCCUGCGCCUGCGGCCGAGCCUUCCGCAGGAGGGAACACCUGCGCGAGCAUCAGGCCCGGCACCGCCGCGGCACGGGUAUGUGGCACGCCUAAUAGUGUCGGAGACACACGGGGGAGAGGAGGCACGCCUGCGCCUGCGGCCGAGCCUUCCGCAGGAGGGAACACCUGCGCGAGCAUCAGGCCCGGCACCGCCGCGGCACGGGUAUGUGGCACGCCUAAUAGUGUCGGAGACACACGGGGGAGAGGAGGCACGCCUGCGCCUGCGGCCGAGCCUUCCGCAGGAGGGAACACCUGCGCGAGCAUCAGGCCCGGCACCGCCGCGGCACGGGUAUGUGGCACGCCUAAUAGUGUCGGAGACACACGGGGGAGAGGAGGCACGCCUGCGCCUGCGGCCGAGCCUUCCGCAGGAGGGAACACCUGCGCGAGCAUCAGGCCCGGCACCGCCGCGGCACGGGUAUGUGGCACGCCUAAUAGUGUCGGAGACACACGGGGGAGAGGAGGCACGCCUGCGCCUGCGGCCGAGCCUUCCGCAGGAGGGAACACCUGCGCGAGCAUCAGGCCCGGCACCGCCGCGGCACGGGUAUGUGGCACGCCUAAUAGUGUCGGAGACACACGGGGGAGAGGAGGCACGCCUGCGCCUGCGGCCGAGCCUUCCGCAGAAGGGAACACCUGCGCGAGCAUCAGGCCCAGUCCACGGCUCGGACGGCAGCGGUAGGCGGGUCCGGUCCCGCAUGCCGGCGCUGCCGGGGGAGGGGGCGGGGGCGGGGGCGGAGUGUGCGGACGAGCCGGGGGCGGGGGAGGGGGCGCCGGGCUCGCCCGCUCUGGACGACGAGUUCACGGUGCGACUAGUGCCCCUGGGAGGGGGACGGGAGACGGUGGAGGUGGGGGUGGGGGAGGGAGCGGGACGGGAGACGGCGGGAGGGGAGGGGCGCGCGGCGCGCACGCACUGCACGUGGCCGCUGGCGCCGCAAGCCGCGCUCACCAUAACGGAGGAGCCGGCGUGCUGCGUGCGCAGCGACCUGUUCCUGGUCGCGCACGACGAGGACUCGCAACAAAUGAUCCCGGGAGCGGUCCCGGUCCCGGUCACGGUCCCGGGCAGCGCCGCGCCCGCGCCCGCGCCCGCGCCCGCGCCGGGGUCGGAGCCGGAGCCGGAGGCCGCGUCGCCGUCGCCGGCGCCGUCGCUCGGCCUGCUCGACUACAUGCAGGAGGAGCUGAUGUACACGGACGCGGUGGACGAGUCCUCCUUCCAGGUGCUGCUGCUCAGCGAGGAGCUCGGCUAGCUCACUCCAGGCCAGUGCCGUCUCGCUCACACUCGCCGGCUCUAGUGCGUGCCUUCUCACUUUAUUAUGUGGACGUGCCCUUCAGGUACUGCAGCCUACACCAGUCACCAGUCACCGUGUCGGUACGGGGGCGUCUCGCUCACACCUGUCUCUAGUGCGUGUUCUCACUUUAUUUUUGUAGCCCUACUCACACUUUGAUUCAGUCAUGAUCCUUAUCAUACAUAUACCUACAAUAAGUUAAUCCAACAGCUAUAGUUGGUCAAACUAAAUUGUCAGUAAAUAAGAACAAAAAAAACUAUACUCAUCCUUUUCUUUUGGGUGCUAGUACUAGUGUAAGACAAAGAUAGUAUGAUUCUCUCUGUCUAUGUUUGAAAUGAGACAGUCCUUUGACAAACUAUAUUUACUACAUUUGUAUAUGGCGGUCGCCAUGUGGAUUCCUGGAGCUUGAUUAUAUUAUACUACGUGUUUGGCGAAGACGCACGAUGCAACGCAGCAAAGUUUCAAAUAGAUGUAAGUAAAGACUUGACGCAGAUGUAUAAAACAAUCAAUUUUGUAAUUUAUCCGUUGUUUUAAAAAAAAAUACGGAAUAUUUGUAAAUAAAUAUUGAAACCUGUAAUCGGUACGAGUGGCCUAAAAAUCCUACAAUUACGUAGAUAUGUAGAUAUUAGAUUAUCAAAAAGCUAGGUUGUCGAGGCCAAGUCUCGCACUUCUGAUAAAACUGUUGACUAAAAUUAGCUAAAUUAAUAAAAGCGCGGUGAAAUUGCGCGGAUACGAUGAUCUUUCGGGUGCAAUAUUUAAAUUAAUCUUUACAAUAACCUGUCAAGUGUAUGCGUGUAAAUAAUAUUUAUGUUCUAGCAUUUAUUAAUUAUUCUGUGGUCUGUUUGUUGAAUAUUAAAUACCAGUUAAGAAUUUUGUAGUACGAUAUAGGGUAUAGGGACAAGAAAUGUUGUAUAUAUUGUUCUAAGUACUCACAUACAGCGCCGGAUUGAAAUCAAAUUAAUGAUAAUGUUAAUAUUUAGGAAAUAAACAAAUAUUUUUAGUUAAAUUUUAUGUUUUGUGUGACAGGCUAUUAGGCAAGGUGUUUUAUUACAAGUCAGUUUUCGAUUCGGCGCGUUAAUAUAGAGUUUUUUUUUAAAUAAUUUUAACGAGCUGGAAUGGAAGACGGUUAAUCUAGAAAACACAAAAAAAAAUACAAUAGUUCAAGUGUAAACCGGCCACACGGACAAAAGGUCAAGUCAAGUCAUCAAGUGUCAAUCGCAUUAAUGUUGAUUUCCACUUGUAAAAUUGUUAGUUUAUUUUUAUAAAAUUAGGUCCUGGGUCGCAUUUUAAAGGUGGUUUGUGUGUAUCGAUCAUAGAUAAUAACUUUUUUUUUAAACCUGAGUGUUGCCACCCUUACAUGAGUUACAUGCUAAGUAUUCAGUCACACAUCUUAGUUCUUCUUUUACAAAAAGUAGUUUUCACAUCACUAGUUGUCUAUUAUUAUUGACAAUGGUUACAUCUCUAGUUGACAUUUCUUAAAAGUGACAUUAACACAUAACGUUUGAGCCAUGUUUGAGCAUUUUUUUGCUUCUUUAGUUCGUCCAUGAUGGAUUUUAUAAUUCGACCCAGCCACAGAGUGUGUCUGUCUGUAGCUACAUAAUUAGAUAUGGCAUCACUCUAUCACAGACUUCUCAUUAUUUUCAUAGGGAGUUGUGUGUGUGGUGUUGCCACGGUAGCACGGUACCUCGUACCUCAGUGCAGAGUUAACUUAGACGAUUACACGAUUUUAUUUUAUAACUAGGAGCAUAAGGAUGUGUUCAAAAUGGAAUUCUUAUUUAAAAUGUGAUAUGUUAGUCGAGAAAAAGUGUGUGUCACUCUCAACAGGGUAAAGUCGAAAUAAAUCAUCUAUCUCUUUCAGUAAAACGGUGGCAAAAGGAGGCGAUUAUAUUGUAUUUGUAUAGAAAGGUCUAUAAAUGGAAUGGAAUGAUCUCGAGAAAUGCCUUUUAACCAAGCCAAGUAGUCGAUGGGCCUUAUGAGUCACAAGCACGAACCUAGCCGCCGCGCCGCGCCGCGCCGCCAUACAAUCCAAGUUUUACUUAAAUACGUACAUAACUUCUCGCUCUCGCGCUUUGCAUAAUGCCGAGUCCACAUAUUGGGCCAACGUAGGCCAAUCUAAGGGACGCAUUUAUGCGUUAGAGGGAGCAAGUGACAUUGCUAUCUCAUUCCACCGCAUAGCUGCGUUCCUUAGAUUGGCCUACGUUGCGUAUUAAACAAGAUGCCAAUCGUUCACGCUCCGUAGCGUAGUUAUCUCUCUUUAUCACUCUUCCAUAUUAGUGCGACAGAGACAGUUGCGUUUCGUUCGCUACGGCGCGUUCACGAUUGGCAUCUUGUCUACGCACCCAGACAUAGAUACAUGUUACGUUUCAUGUAAUUUUAAGAAUGUAGUUUUAAAAUGAGAGCGUAACUUCGAUUGUAUGGGAGCGUCUCUAUGACAGCGGGUUCGUGGGACAUGCUUUUACAAUAAGGUAGAAGUACGCAGUGCCAGUGGCGUAGCGCGAACCAAUCUAGCCGUGGGCGAAAACCACAUCUGCGAGGCCCUUUUCAAUGUGUUUUCCCAAGGUAAUACAAAACGUUGCCUUUGCGAGGCCCCCCUAAGGGCGAGGCCGUGGGCGAAGGCCCCAUUCGCCCACGCCUAGCUACGCCACUAAGUUUGUACGGAUUUUCAGUAAAGUAUGAUGAUGGUAGGAAGUAUUCUUGUGUUGCUUGUUAUGAGGGGUUGAACAAUAAACAUACAUUUCCGUAUCCAAGUUAAAUUAAAUACUAUUAGGGCAAAACUGCAGCCCCCGCGUUGGUAAUUAUUAGGAACGUUGCGGUGCCAAAACGUAGUUACUAUAGUUAAUGAGAUUGCCAAAUUAUUUCUGCACCGUGCAAUUUAUGAAAUGUUCUGUAACGGUGUUAUAGAUUGUAUAUUUGCAAAAAUAAUGAAUAUCUAGCUGUAAUUUUAAUAAUUUAGAAUAAUGUCAACAAAAGACUACAUGACACGGUCAUUCAACUAAUGAGAUAAGUGCAUAUAUUAGAUACAAAACUCCAUACAUCGAGCCAAUCUUUAUAGAUAUAAUAUGUUGUAUUUAUGCUAUUUAUUAUUUUAUUCGCUGAAUAACUGAGUGACGUGAUUAUGUUUGUUAAUACUUUGCAAUAUACUUAAAUGAACAGGCUAACAG
Molecule: messenger RNA, 5969 nt
Organism: Cydia strobilella
Lineage: Eukaryota; Metazoa; Arthropoda; Insecta; Lepidoptera; Tortricidae
Product: proline-rich protein 12-like
Exons: 7
Coding region: 1-2769 (922 amino acids)
Source: RefSeq, a predicted model, not a curated record